AUGCCAUCCUUUCAGUUCGAGCUGGAAUACGCCAAAAGCGCGCGAUCCGCGUGCAAGCAUUGCAAGGAAAAGAUCGAGAAGGACGCAGUGCGAAUUGGCAUGAAGACGGUUGUGGACAUGGAGAGUGCGAGUGCUGCAGAAAGGGCAAAGGGCCACGCAGCGGAGUCUGCGAAGUGGCAUCAUGAAGGCUGCUUCCCGAAGAUCAGGAAAUCUGCCUGGUUCCGACAGCACCUGCCUGAAGACGUGGAAUCCAUCGCCGGCUUCGACGCGCUGGAGGAGGCCGACCAGAAGAGAGUGUCGGCUGUCUUCACGCUUUGCAAGGGCGAGGCUGCGCAGGAGGAGGCCGCGGUUCCGCAGGGCAAGCGCAAGUCGGGUGGGGCAUCGGGCAAGCCAUCCAAGAAGGCGAAGCUUGCCGAGGAGGAGGCUGCACCUGCUAGUGGCCCUAGUGCUUUGACUUCCGAGCAGCACAACUCCAUCGAGACUGCGAAGGCGGAGCUCUCCAGAAAGAGCGCUGCUGCCCUCGGAUGCCUCUUGCAAAAGAACGGGCUUCCAAAGUCCGGCCGAAAGGAAGAGCUCCUCGAUCGGGUUGCCGAGGCGAAGGUGCUGGGCGUCCCGCCUGUGUGCCCGACCUGUGACAAAGUGAAGCUCAGAUGGUCGAAAGUCACAGGCAACUACUCCUGCCCUGGGUUCUUUGAUGAAGAGAAGGGCCAUUUCAGGAAGUGCAAGGCCGACGUGGAAACUUGCGAAACAGAUUUGCAG
This is a messenger RNA of Symbiodinium natans, 759 nucleotides long. The record is from the annotation of a GenBank genome assembly. NCBI's taxonomy places the organism in Eukaryota, Dinophyceae, Suessiales, Symbiodiniaceae.